Fusarium tjaetaba is the source of this 282-nucleotide messenger RNA. RefSeq lists its product as uncharacterized. Lineage: Eukaryota; Fungi; Ascomycota; Sordariomycetes; Hypocreales; Nectriaceae. The record is from RefSeq and is a predicted model, not a curated record. Bases 1 to 282 code for a protein of 93 amino acids. The transcript has 2 exons.
AUGGGGAAUGUUGAUCAUACUCUUGCCUUUCCAUCAUACGAAUCUUUGCUUCGAGCUGGGCCAGCCGUCUCUCCUAUACAGCACCCUAUGCGAGUGCAGCUCGAACAAGCUGGUCUCUCGCCCGGACACCGAGUCUUCUUCCUCCUGCCCAUGCGGAUCAGUAUUGCAUCGCCUGCUAGUGCCAGAGCAUCGAGACAAAUGCAGCAUCAGGCUGCAGGAGGACUCACCGACAAUUCUCGCACGCCUGGUGCAGACGCUUAUGCGAUCGACCGCCAUACAUGA